GCUGGCGAAGGAAGACGGGAAGUGCGCCGCCAGUGGCAGUACAGGGACCGGACAAGGACUCUGCACACCCCCAAUUUGGUGUGUGCGGUCAGAGAAGGGCCCAGGUCCUCUGUACCUAGCGGGUGGAGCAAGGUGCCAGUAGGGUUCACGCGCGGGCGAGCUGCUUGGAGGUCUCUGACGGGAAGGUGCCAACCGCAGGGGGUCGAGCUCGUACCCGCCCCACCCUGGCUGCGGCAGCGCGGGGAGGAAGCGCGCAGAGGCCGAGUGCAGAAGUUUCCUUUUCUGAACAGCUUCAGCUAGACAGGGUGGGAAUGCAUGACUUCAGUCGGAAGAAAACUCGGGGGGAGCCCAAGGGCUCAAAAUAAGCGACUUCCCGAAAAAUCAACAUAAAAAAAAAAAAAAAAAAAAAAAAAAAAAACCUCCUCUCCCCACCGCUAGCCAUGGGCAGCCGAGAUCACUUGUUCAAAGUGCUGGUGGUGGGGGACGCCGCCGUGGGCAAGACGUCACUGGUCCAGCGCUACUCCCAGGACAGCUUCAGCAAGCACUACAAGUCCACCGUGGGAGUGGAUUUUGCGCUGAAGGUUCUCCAGUGGUCUGACUCAGAGAUGGUGCGGCUUCAACUUUGGGAUAUUGCAGGGCAAGAGCGUUUCACCUCAAUGACGCGACUAUACUAUCGAGAUGCUUCUGCCUGUGUUAUUAUGUUUGAUGUUACCAAUGCCACUACUUUCAGCAACAGCCAAAGAUGGAAACAGGAUCUGGACAGCAAGCUCACAUUGCCCAGUGGAGAGCCAGUGCCCUGCCUGCUCUUGGCCAACAAGAGUGAUCUGUCUCCUUGGGCAGUGAGCCGGGACCAGAUUGACCGGUUCAGUAAAGAGAACGGUUUCACAGGUUGGACAGAAACGUCAGUCAAGGAGAACAGAAAUAUUAAUGAAGCCAUGAGAGUCCUCGUUGAAAAGAUGAUGAACAAUUCCAGAGAAGAUGUAAUGUCUUUGUCCACCCAGGGGAACUACAUCAAUCUCCAAACCAAGCCCUCCUCUGGCUGGACCUGCUGCUAGUUCUUUUAGGCUUCUUUUCUAUCCAGGUCACCGAGUCCACCUCUUCCUGUUGAUUGCCCACCCGGCAUAAAAGUCUGUUAAGAACAUUUGAACUGUCUCUUGCCAACUGCUGCCCAGAAAGGAGGCCCGCCCCCUGGGGCUUGGGAAAGGCCACCUGGGACCCAUGUGCAUUUUGGUUGCUCUUAGAUGUUGUCUCUGAAUUACUGUUGGCUCAUGUAGUCCAACUAGAGCAUCCUGUGUGACCGUGAUCAUCUCAUCCCUCAACUGUGACAUGAGUUUAUGGGAAGGAUUAAAAAUUAGCACCGUGUGCUUGUUUGUGUUUGUGGUACCCAGGAUGAGACUCAGGGCCUUGCAUGUUCUGGGCAAGCACAUUGUUGCUGAUGCACAUCCAAGCCUUAGCAUCUGAGUUUGAAAAUAAUUCCCAGGGUUCACAAGAUGGCUCAGUGCAUAAACACAUUUGUCACCAAGCCAGAAAACCUGAGUUCAGUCCCUGGGGACCACAUGUUGGGAGAAUUGACUCACACAAGUUUGUCCUGUGACUUAGACACACUCACCAUGACACACUCUCGCUCUCACACAUACAAAGUAAAUAAGUAAAUAUGAAAAGUAUGAAUAAAAUAAUUCUCAAAGACAACUUGUGGUGCAUAUGCCUAAAAUCCUAGUACCUGGGUGGCUGAAGCAGGAGGAUUAAAUUAUACAGGCACAGCUUGGGCCACGUAGUGUAAGAUCCCAUCUUUAAAAAUAAUAAUCAUAAUAGCAAUAUUUCUCUCCAAUUUUUGGGGACUUUUUUCUAUUUGAUGUAGAAAGACACCAUGAGUUCAGACUGAGAAGAAAUAAGAUCAGAUGGCCUUUAAGCCAAAUUCCAUUUUCUUUCAGAUUCUUCCUGUAUUGGAUUUAACAUUUCAACAUCAGAUUCUGGGGUGCAGAAGGAAGGCAUUGGACUAGUUUGGGGCUACUGGUGGAAAAACAGGAUCACUAUAUUUUUAAAACUUUUAGUCAUAAUUAGCUUUACCUUGUCUUGGCUUCAAGAAGUCAAGUUUUGGGCUGAAGAGAUGGUUCAGCAGUAAAGAGCUUUCUGCUUCUAGAGAGAAGCUGAGCCUGACACCUAGCAACCACACUGGGAAGCUGACCACCUCCUGUAACCCCAGCUGCAGAGGAAUUCAUCGUCUCUGGUCUCAGAAAACACCUUUAUUCACAUGCAUAUACAGACGUACACAUACAUACAUGACAUAUACAUAUC
This is a messenger RNA of Chionomys nivalis (European snow vole), 2295 nucleotides long. RefSeq names its product RAB29, member RAS oncogene family (gene Rab29). NCBI's taxonomy places the organism in Eukaryota, Metazoa, Chordata, Mammalia, Rodentia, Cricetidae. The transcript is spliced from 5 exons. Gene Ontology annotation, molecular function: GTPase activity; GTP binding. Gene Ontology annotation, biological process: vesicle-mediated transport. Bases 441 to 1055 code for a protein of 204 amino acids. The record is from RefSeq and is a predicted model, not a curated record. Gene Ontology annotation, cellular component: trans-Golgi network; vesicle; Golgi apparatus.